Molecule: messenger RNA, 827 nt
Organism: Rubroshorea leprosula
Lineage: Eukaryota; Viridiplantae; Streptophyta; Magnoliopsida; Malvales; Dipterocarpaceae
Source: the annotation of a GenBank genome assembly
GGUGGGAGACGCUGGUUUGGCUGCUUAGCCCUUGGAUCACUGUGCCACAUAUUCGCCCUCGAACCUCCACCGGAGGCAUCAAAGGUUACCCCUGAACUUCAGGUCGUGGCAUCAGCUUCUCCGUCCCUUCGUAGGCUCAACGGUGGCGUGGCUGGCUGUCCUGCCCAGAAAUUCAUUCUGUCCGGUUCUGAACUUCGAACAUUGAACACCGAGCAUCAAACAUUGCAUGGAGGAGAGAUGGAAAUUCGAAUGGCUUGCGCGGUUGUCUUGCUCCGCCUCUGGGAGAGCCGUGUCGGCAUUUUCGUGCCUCGAGAAUCUACCCACCCAGUUCCAGAAUGGGUGACCGCCCGGGAGGUUCUUGUGUUGCACCCCUCCCCUUUCGUCUCUUUUUCCUUCUCCCACCCACUCUACUCGCGAUUUCCUUUCCUCGCUGUAGCAGGAAGUGCAAAAAGGACCGGUAUCGUUUUCGUUUGCUUGCUCCGGCCACCAAGCCGCAGACGCAUAUCUACACUUUUCAUGCGUCCAUUGACGGGUGCGAUCAUACUAGCACUAAUGCAUCAAAUCCCAUCAGAACUCCGUAGUUAAGCAUGCUUGGGCGAGAGUAGUACUAGGAUGGGUGACCUCUUGGGAAGUCCUCGUGUUGCACUUCUUUUUUUCUUUUUUCUUUUUUUUUUUUCUCUCUUUACACUUUCUGUCCUGAGUGUGUCUUGCACCGUUUUCCCAUUCUACGACCGGUGCUCCACCUUUUAAUUCUCUCAAUUGGUUUUCUCUAUGAUUUUCUACCAGUGAAGCUCACCAAAAUUUCUCAAGAAACUGAAUUGCUGGUC